Molecule: messenger RNA, 1412 nt
Organism: Phragmites australis (common reed)
Lineage: Eukaryota; Viridiplantae; Streptophyta; Magnoliopsida; Poales; Poaceae
Product: PGR5-like protein 1A, chloroplastic
Exons: 11
Coding region: 115-1095 (326 amino acids)
Biological process (GO): photosynthetic electron transport in photosystem I
Cellular component (GO): chloroplast thylakoid membrane
Molecular function (GO): oxidoreductase activity, acting on iron-sulfur proteins as donors
Source: RefSeq, a predicted model, not a curated record
GGAUUUCUUCUUCCCUCCUCCACACAUCCAAAGCUGCUGCCAUAUCUCCCCUCCCCUUGCAUCGAACCACUUCUCCUCACUGCCCUGCACCCUCGCAACGCAACUCAGCGCAGCAUGGCGUCCGAGUUGUGGCUCUCGCCGACGUCUCGCCUCCCCUCCAUCGCCAACCCGCCGCCCCGCUUCCCCUCCAAGUCCAAGCCCGCCUCCUUCCUGAUCUCUCCCUCCUCCAGCACUCCUCGCGCCCGCGCCCUCCCCGCGCCCCGCCGCAGGGUGCUCCUCCGUCGGCGCCUUCGCGCCACCGAACAGCAAGGCCAGGUUCAAGAGCAAGAUCAGGACGACGUGGUCGACACCAACGUCCUCCCCUACUGCAGCAUAGACAAGAAGAGGAAGAAGACGCUCGGAGAGAUGGAGCAGGAGUUCCUCCAAGCCCUCCAGUCCUUCUACUAUGAUCAGAAGGCCAUCAUGUCCAACGAGGAGUUUGAUAACCUCAAGGAGGAGCUCAUGUGGGAGGGAAGCAGUGUUGUCAUGCUAAGCCCUGAUGAGCAAAGGCUUUUAGAAGCUUCAAUGGCCUAUGCGGCUGGCAAUCCCAUCAUGUCCGAUGCUGAAUUUGACGAGUUGAAACUCAGAUUGAAGAAAGACGGGAGUGACAUUGUGACGGAAGGUCCCAGGUGCAGUCUGAGGAGUCGUAAGGUGUAUAGUGACUUGACCACUGACUACCUAAAGAUGUUCCUGCUAAAUGUUCCAGCCACUGUUGUAGCUCUAGGACUGUUCUUCUUCAUUGAUGAGUUGACUGGCUUUGAGAUCAAUGUGUUCCAGCUGCCAGAGCCUUUCGGUUUCAUUUUCACGUGGUUUGCUGCUUUGCCCUUCAUAUUGUUCUUAGCACAGUCAUUAACUAAUGCCGUAGUCAAGGACUUUUCAAUCUUGAAGGGGCCAUGUCCGAAUUGUGGAACUGAAAAUCUUUCCUUCUUUGGGACUAUACUGUCGGUCUCUAGUGGCGGUGAUAGAAACAAUGUGAAAUGUGCAAAUUGCAGUACCGAGUUGGUAUAUGACUCAAAAUCUCGGCUGAUCACACUUCCAGAACCAUCAAACUCAUAAGGCGAAGGAACAAGGAGCUUCAGAGUUGGUGAAUUAUGUGGAAUAAGGUGGGUGUAAGCUCAAUAAACUGCGAAGCCUGCAGCUAGUGUCAAAGACUAGACGUUUUCUGCAACUAAGAGUUUGUCAAAGGGGGAUUAGAUUAUCCAGAGCAGGGUCAAUGGACAAUGGGGAACCCCUUUGUACCGGAGUAUCAUGUUAUGGAUGAAUUGUAGAGAGUGUAUAGAAGAACCUACUAGGUAUAGCUGCUGUUGUACAGUCAGUGACUAUUAACAGUCAACGUACUACGCGUAUGUGCUCAUCUCAACUUUUAAGCACUA